CUCCGCUUGAGCUCCCCCGGCCGGGUUGCCCCUUGGCCUCUGCACACGCGCUCCCGCACCGGGCUGCUUAACUCUCCUCGCCCCGCCGGAAUCCCCGUCGCCUCAGUCGACCUCAGUCGACCCCAUGUCAGCGCUGCCCCCAGCCCCGCUCCGCUCUCCGGGACCCCCGCUCCGGCCGCCGCGGGCUAAGAAGGAUGAGUCGUUCCUCGGCAAGCUCGGGGGUACUCUGGGCCGGAAGAAGAGAGCCAAGGAGGUGAGUGACCUCCAGGAAGAGGGCAAAAAUGCCAUCAACUCCCCGCUGACGCCGGCCACCAUGGACAUCCACCCCGAGGACACCCUCCUUGAGGAGAAUGAGGAGCGGACGAUGAUCGAUCCCACCUCCAGGGAGGACCCCAAGUUCAAAGAACUGAACAAGGUUUUAAUUGACUGGAUUAACGAUGUGCUGGUGGAGGAGAGGAUCAUCGUAAAGAAGCUGGAGGAGGACCUGUAUGAUGGGCAGGUGCUGCAGAAGCUUUUGGAAAAGUUAGCUGACCGCAAAUUGAAUGUAGCUGAGGUGACGCAGUCAGAAAUAGGCCAGAAACAAAAACUGCAGACCAUCCUGGAGGCGGUUUAUGACGUCCUUCGGCCCCAUGGCUGGACCAUCAAGUGGAAUGUGGACGCCAUCCACGGGAAGAACCUCGUGGCCAUCCUUCACCUCCUGGUUGCUCUGGCCAUGCACUUCCGAGCCCCCAUCCGGCUCCCUGAGCAUGUCUCUGUGCAGGUGGUAGUUGUCAGGAAGCGGGAAGGCCUGCUGCACUCAACCCAUGUGGCAGAGGAGCUGACCACCACCACAGAGAUGAUGAUGGGAAGAUUUGAACGAGACGCCUUCGACACGCUCUUUGACCACGCCCCCGACAAGCUCAGCGUGGUGAAGAAGUCGCUGAUCACGUUUGUGAACAAACACCUGAAUAAGCUGAAUCUGGAGGUGACGGAGCUGGAGACCCAGUUUGCAGAUGGCGUGUACCUGGUUUUGCUCAUGGGCCUGCUGGAAGGGUACUUUGUUCCUCUCCAUAACUUCUACCUGACUCCGGAGAAUUUCGACCAGAAGGUCCACAAUGUUUCCUUCGCUUUCGAACUCAUGCAAGAUGGAGGACUCAAGAAACCGAAGGCUCGCCCAGAAGAUGUCGUCAACUUGGAUCUCAAGUCUACGCUGAGGGUUUUGUACAACCUGUUCACCAAGUACAAAAACAUGGAGUGAUCCCAGAAGCUGCUGAAAUAUUCAUGCCCUCGCGUCGUCCCGGGGAAGCCGUGCCUCGGUUUCUCUUUUGUGCCUUCGCCUAGUUUGCCUGCCUUCGUGGUCCUUCGGGAUUGGCUACCUCCUGUUUGGGGUUGUUUGAUAGACUGUCUCCUCGGUGCUAGGGAGCAAAGCCUGCUGGAAAUGAUGGGUCUGGGGGCCUCCCCAGCCUCGGAUACUCUCCCCCUCCUGCUUUGCUCUUGGGAGAGCAAAAAGAUCAAACCCUGCCCCGAGGCCCCUGGACUCUCCUGGGACCGAGCUGCCAGCGUCCCCCAGUGUUCCUAAGGGCCCUCCCUGGGCUGUUCCUGGCCUUCCCGCCAUUUAGCUCUGUCCCAUGUCCCGGGGCCGGCCGGCCCUUUAAAAACCGGCCAAAAUGGGCUUCGCGUUUUCUGCCCUCCUUUCAAAGAGAAUCUGAAACUAUUUAUACGAAA
Gracilinanus agilis (Agile Gracile Mouse Opossum) is the source of this 1704-nucleotide messenger RNA. RefSeq names its product parvin beta (gene PARVB). Gene Ontology annotation, biological process: actin cytoskeleton organization; substrate adhesion-dependent cell spreading; lamellipodium assembly. The transcript has 13 exons. Bases 125 to 1237 code for a protein of 370 amino acids. The record is from RefSeq and is a predicted model, not a curated record. NCBI's taxonomy places the organism in Eukaryota, Metazoa, Chordata, Mammalia, Didelphimorphia, Didelphidae. Gene Ontology annotation, cellular component: lamellipodium; actin cytoskeleton; cytoplasm. Gene Ontology annotation, molecular function: actin binding.